Mycosarcoma maydis (corn smut) is the source of this 822-nucleotide messenger RNA. RefSeq lists its product as uncharacterized. The record is from RefSeq and is a predicted model, not a curated record. The transcript has a single exon. Bases 1 to 822 code for a protein of 273 amino acids. NCBI's taxonomy places the organism in Eukaryota, Fungi, Basidiomycota, Ustilaginomycetes, Ustilaginales.
AUGCGACUUUGGCCAGUCGAACUAGGCGUGCGCUUUUCGACGCGUGCCAGUAGAGACACUGCAUCAUUGACGCAGACGCUGUUGGUGAUGCUGUGGGCGAUAUCGUUGAGCUCGACGGCGCAAGCAAGUGUACAGACUGGACGAGGUUGCAGGAGCACUGGCACUCGCGUGGUUGGUACGCGUGGCCUACUAGCGCUUUGCAGCGCACGCUUGGUGUCGGCAUCGACGUCGCAGAUCGGCGCAUCGCAACGCCACUUUCGUAUCGGCCAUCCUGGCGCACGCAUCACUUGGAAUAUGACGACCGACGUCGCUCCGCAAUCCGCGGCGUUCGAAGCGUUCGAAUCGUACCCCACGCUUGACCCGUCACACACCACAUUGAGCCUGGUCAAAGACGCCAUGGACCUGUUCUCGGCGAAACCGUCGGCUGCGAUCUUUGCUCGCUCGUGGAGUCGCAACGCUACGUUUAGCGAUCCGAUCUGCCAUGCGGUCGGCGCGAGACAGUAUCUCGCACAGUGGUAUGCGAUGCGCGCUGUGUUCAGCGAGUCGGAAACGCUCGAGUGGAAACUCAUCCGUGACGAACCGACGCAUAUCGAAUACGUCCAGAAACAGAGGUACAAACUCAAAGCGCUCGGCACGGUCAAAGUGAUGCACAGCACUGUGGUCAUGCACACAGAUGCACACGGCAGGAUCACACGCUUCGAGGAUAGGUGGAACCAUACCGCGUUACCCGGCACGUUGGCUUGGCCGUUCAGAAGACUGAAUGCCAUCACGCUCCCAUGGCUCGUCGCCGUUGCAGCUGAAUCCAAAAACGCUCUCACGUAG